CGACUGUGGGCUGCCGCCCCGGGGUUAGCAGGCCCUGAGCAGUGCAGGAAGGCAGCAGCCUCUGAGAUCAGGCAGGCAGCUGUCAGGGAAUCUGGGGCUCCUUCGCGGUCUGCCCUUUGGAGGGUGCUGGGGCCCUGGGGCUCUCCCUGAAGAUGUGUUUGUCUGUCCCAGGCAUCGCUCCGGCUCCCGUCACGGUACAACUUUGCCAUGAACGUGCACAGCCGGGUGAAAGGCCGGACCGGGCUGAGAGUGGUGGUCAAGGCCCUGGACCCCACAGCUGGGCAGCUGCAUGGCCUCACCAGAGAACUCUCUGAUGAGAUCCAAAUCCAGGUAUAUGAAGAGCACUGCUGCUGAACCCUGAAAUAGAAGCAGAGCAAAUACUAAUGUCGCCCAACUCCUGUAUAAAGUUUCAGACAAACAGGGACGGCGCAGCAUCUCUGAGCUACCGUGUCCUGGAUGGGCCCGAGAAGGUUCUCCUCGCGCACAUUGACAAGAAAGGCUUCCUUGCGUCGGGGUCUGUGAUCGGGAGGUCCACAGUCGAAGUGACUGCCCAAGAGCCUUUCGGGGCCAACCAAACCAUCACCAUUGCUGUAAAGGUGUCUCCCAUCUCUUACCUGAGGAUCUCCAUGAGCCCCACCCUGCACACCCAGAACAAGGAGGCGCUGGCAGCGCUGCCUCUGGGAAUGACCGUGACCUUCACUGUCCACUUCCACGACAACUCUGGCGACAUCUUCCACGCUCACAAUUCAGUCCUCAACUUUGCAGCCAACAGAGAUGAGUUUGUGCAAAUCGGGAAGGGCGCCGCCAACAACACCUGCGUCGUCCGCACCGUCAGCGUGGGCCUGACGCUGCUCAGCGUGUGGGACACGGAGCACGUGGGCCUCUCCGACUUCGUCCCGUUGCCCAUCCUGCAGGCCCUCUCCCGGGAACUGUCCCGAGCGGUCGUGGUGGGCGACGACCUCUGUCUGGCCAGUGUCCUGGUCAGCCUGGAAGGCCUCCCCGGAACCUGGAGCUCCUCAGCCAACAGCAUCCUCCACGUCGACCCCAAGACGGGCGUGGCCGUGGCCCGGGAUGCAGGAUCCGUGACGGUUUACUACGAGGUCGCUGGGCACCUGAGGACCUACAAGGAGAUAGUGGUCAGCGUCCCUCAGAGGAUUGUGGCCCGUCAUGUCUGCCCUGUCCACACCAGCUUCCAGGAGGCGGCAGCCUCCACCAUGGUGGUCACCGUGGGACACCAGAGCUCUAACCUGCGAGGUACAGGGCUCGGUGGUCUGGCAGGGGCCCUGCUGGGCGUGGUUGUGUGA
Molecule: messenger RNA, 1304 nt
Organism: Ceratotherium simum simum (southern white rhinoceros)
Lineage: Eukaryota; Metazoa; Chordata; Mammalia; Perissodactyla; Rhinocerotidae
Source: RefSeq, a predicted model, not a curated record